AGGUCCGGAGAGCAGGGAUGGACUUAUCCACGUGGAUUCUGGCAACUCCAGGAGGGAGAGCUUCAGCAGGCGCUGAGGGAAGAACUUUCAAGCAAAGCUGGGUCCUUCAGGAAUGACUGCGGCAACCCUGAUGCUCAGAUGGAGUCCAGGCAGUUGACAGGAGUGAAGACCUUGCCAAUGGAGUGGGUGCUGGAGAAGGAGCUCUUUGGUGGGGACUAGGGGCCAAGGCUAGGCUGGCACGCCCAGCCACCACCAAUUAAUCCAUGGGUAUUGCCCAGCCUUGAGCCUAGAGCGUCUCCCAGCUCCUGGCCAGAGUCCUGGGUGUUCUGGGAACAAUUCCUAAACCCAGUAACUCCUCUCCCUGCUAGGCCUCUUUGUCACCGAGCCUCUGGAAUUUAGGGGCCAGCAGCUUUCUUACCCAGGUCAGCCAGGGAUUCCUGUUCUUUCCUCAAUUGCCCUUCCCCUGCCUGGUCCAUCUGUAGCCUGGCCCCUAGGAGGAAUUUCCUGGGCCACAGGGCAGCCGAAAGCACAGACGCCCACCCCAGCAACGUUCCCUUCACCUGCCCAGGCCAGUGCCCUGUGCCCAACCCCAGAGGGUGCGGGAUGACAGACUCUGACAAUCAUUAAACCAGCCGGGCCUGAUUUCCCAGCACCGCCUGCUAAGAUCCGGGCCAAGUGGCACUGAAUAUGCAAAUCACCUGGGGCCAGGAGCCCAGUCUAAAGGCCAGGAAAUCCCCUCCGUCCAAUGAGCCACCAGCUCAGGUUACUGCAGGGCUCGCACUAUAAAGACCCGAGCUCAGGGAGGAGCUCCCUCCAGGCUCUAUUUAGAGCUGGGUAGGGGAGCGCAGCAGCCAUACACCUCGGCGCUACCUGGCGGAACUACGUUUCUCUCCCGCCUGCGGCAUAAACCUGCCUGCCGGCCUGCCCGCCACAGCCGGACUCCGCCACUCCGGUAGCCUCAUGGCUGCAACCUGUGAGAUUAGCAACAUUUUCAGCAACUACUUCAGUGCUAUGUACAGCUCGGAUGACUCCACCCUGGCCUCUGUUCCCCCUGCUGCCACUUUUGGGGCCGAUGACUUGGUGCUGACCCUGAGCAACCCUCAGAUGUCAUUGGAGGGUACAGAUAAGGCCAGCUGGUCAGGGGAACAGCCCCAGUUCUGGUCGAAGACGCAGGUUCUGGACUGGAUCAGCUACCAAGUGGAGAAGAACAAGUACGAUGCCAGCGCCAUUGACUUCUCACGGUGUGACAUGGACGGGGCCACCCUCUGCAACUGUGCCCUUGAGGAGCUGCGUCUGGUCUUUGGGCCUCUAGGGGACCAACUCCAUGCCCAGCUGCGAGACCUCACUUCCAGCUCUUCUGAUGAGCUCAGUUGGAUCAUUGAGCUGCUGGAGAAGGAUGGCAUGGCCUUCCAGGAGACCCUAGACCCAGUCCCUUUUGACCAGGGCAGUCCCUUUGCCCAGGAGCUGCUGGACGACGGUCAGCAAGCCAGCCCCUACCACCCCGGCAGCUGUGGCGCAGGAGCCCCCUCCCCCGGCAGCUCUGACAUCUCCACCACAGGGACUGGUACUUCUCGGAGCUCCCACUCCUCAGACUCUGGUGGAAGUGACGUGGACCUGGAUCCCACUGACAGCAAGCUCUUCCCCAGUGAUAGCUUUCCUGACUGCAAGAAGGGGGAUCCCAAGCACGGGAAGCGGAAACGAGGCCGGCCCCGAAAGCUGAGCAAAGAGUACUGGGACUGUCUCGAGGGCAAGAAGAGCAAGCACGCGCCCAGAGGCACCCACCUCUGGGAGUUCAUCCGGGACAUCCUCAUCCACCCGGAGCUCAACGAGGGCCUCAUGAAAUGGGAGAAUCGGCACGAAGGCAUCUUCAAGUUCCUGCGCUCUGAGGCUGUGGCCCAACUGUGGGGCCAAAAGAAAAAGAACAGCAACAUGACCUAUGAGAAGCUGAGCCGGGCCAUGAGGUACUACUACAAACGGGAGAUCCUGGAACGGGUGGAUGGCCGUCGACUCGUCUACAAGUUUGGCAAAAACUCCAGCGGCUGGAAGGAGGAAGAGGUUCUCCAGAGUCGGAACUGAGGGUCGGAACUAUAUCCGGGACCAAACUUAUGGGCCACUCGAGGCCUGCAACCCCUCCUGGGAGGACAGGCAGGCCAGAUGGCCCCUCCACUGGGGAAUGCUCCCAGCUGUGCUGUGGAGAGAAGCUAAGUUUUGGUGUAUUGUCUGCCAUCGUCCUGGGACUCGGAGACUGUGGCCUCGCCUCCCCGACCUCCUCUUGGAAUUACAAGCCCUGGGGUUUGAAGCUGACUCUCUAGCUGCAAGCAUGUCUCCUUUUAUCUGGUGUCUCCUCAAACCCAGACUAAACGGAGACGGCACCUUCCUCCUGCAGACACGUGGACUGAGCCAGGGAGGCCUGGGGAGGCCCUAGGGGAGCGCCGUGAUGGAGAAGACAGAGCAGGGGCUCCAGCACCUUCUUUCCGGACUAGCGUUCACCUCCCUGCUUGGUGCUUGGGCUCCACGGGCAGGGGUCAGAGCACUCCCUAAUUUAUGUGCUAUAAAUAUGUCAGAUGUACAUAGAGAUCUAUUUUUUCUAAAACAUUCCCUUCCCACUCCUCUCCCACAGAGUGCUGGACUGUUCCAGGCCCUGCGGUGGGCUGAGGCCGGGACCCCGAGGAUGGGGCUCCUGGCUCCUUUCUCCUGUGAAGGGAGGCAGAGACCUCCAAUAAAGUGCCUUCUGGGCUUUUUCUAA
Messenger RNA from Callithrix jacchus (white-tufted-ear marmoset), 2746 nucleotides. RefSeq names its product E74 like ETS transcription factor 3 (gene ELF3). Gene Ontology annotation, biological process: cell differentiation; regulation of transcription by RNA polymerase II. NCBI's taxonomy places the organism in Eukaryota, Metazoa, Chordata, Mammalia, Primates, Cebidae. Gene Ontology annotation, cellular component: nucleus. Gene Ontology annotation, molecular function: DNA-binding transcription factor activity, RNA polymerase II-specific; sequence-specific DNA binding. The record is from RefSeq and is a predicted model, not a curated record.